This is a messenger RNA of Ilex paraguariensis (yerba mate), 573 nucleotides long. NCBI's taxonomy places the organism in Eukaryota, Viridiplantae, Streptophyta, Magnoliopsida, Aquifoliales, Aquifoliaceae. The record is from the annotation of a GenBank genome assembly.
AUGGAAAGAUAUAAAAUUUUGACAGAGCUUGGAGAUGGGUCUUGUGGGACUGUAUAUAAGGCCAUCAAUAUGGAAAUAUCAGAGAUUGUUGCAGUCAAGAAAAUGAAGAGAAAGUUCUAUUUCCAGGAAGAAUGCACAAGUCUACGUGAAGUUAAGUCCCUCCAUAAAUUGAUUCAUCCUAAUAUCAUAAAGUUGAAGGAGGUCGUCUGGGAAAACAAUGAGUUAUUCUUCAUAUUCGAUUAUAUGGAACGCAAUUUGUACCAGAUAAUGAGAGACCUGGAAAGACCCUUUUCAGAAGGAGAGAUAAGAACCUUGAUGUUUCAGGUGCUGCAAGGACUUGCAUACAUGCAUAGAAGUGGAUAUUUUCAUCGAGACUUGAAACCUGAGAAUUUGCUGGUGACAAAUAAUGUCAUCAAAAUUGCUGAUUUUGGACUGGCCAGAGAGGUGUCGUCAAUGCCUCCAUUUACAGAUUAUGUUUCCACUCGGUGGUAUCGAGCACCAGAAGUCUUGUUGCAAUCUCCAUUAUAUACUCCUGCCAUAGGUAAGCAGCAUUGCAAUUCCCUUUUUGAUUGA